AGGCUCUCUUUAGUGUAUGACGUGUUUUUGAGUCGCCCGGUAGCAGUAGCUUUCGGGUCACUGUUUGGAGGACAGCUAAGAUGGCCCUGACGGUGGUCCGGUUCCUCUUCCCAGCGAGAACAACUGCUGUCAGAGCGGGGAGCGUUGUUCAGAAGGCGGGUAUUCAUUCGAGCCCAGGGCGGAGCCUGGAGUAUGGCUGGUGGGCAUACAUUCUGGGAGAGAGGACCACACCGCGGUUCAAGCAGUACAGCAAAAUUAUCACAAUUGAUGGCAACCUAGCCUCAGGGAAAGGAGCGCUGGCCCAGAAGCUGGCUGACAAACUGGGGAUGCUGUACAUGCCAGAGGCUGACACCUUCUACGUGGACAGGAUGACUGGUGAGAAGGAGCCUCUCCCUCGUGACUUUAAUGGCAUGUGCAGCCUGGAGAAGUUCUACGCAGACCCUAAAGCUGCUGAUGGCAACAGCUACAGGCUGCAGCUGUGGAUGUACACCAUGAGGCUGCUGCAGUACUCGGAUGCCAUCGAGCACCUGCUCGCCACAGGCCAAGGAGUAAUCCUGGAGCGCUCUCCAUUCAGCGACAUGGUCUUCCUGGAUGCCAUGUUCAACCAGGGCUACAUCAGGAAGGAAUGUGUGAAUCACUACAAUGAGAUCAAAACCAUCAGCAUCUGUGAGUUCCUCCCUCCUCACCUUGUGUUGUACAUCGACCAACCAGCAGAGGAGGUGCAGAAGAAGCUCAAGCAGAGCGGGAAGCCCCACCUGCAGAACCUGCAGUAUCUGAAGAGCAUAGAGGAUUCCUACAAGAAGACUUUCCUCCCUAGCAUCCGAGAAACCUCUGAACUGCUGGUCUAUGAUACGACCCAAACUCAGGACGUUGAGAGGGUGGUGGAGGACAUAGAGUACCUGAAGUUUGAUAAGGGGCCGUGGCUGGAGCAGGACGACAUUAGCUACCACUACAUGAGAAAACUAGUGCAGGACAAACAGAGGAUCGGCUCGCUCACCCACAUACCUGUGUUCCUGCCGGAGAUCACCAUCGGUGCCCACGACUACGACCAGAAGUACUACGCUUACAGAGCGCUGCCUGGGAAGAAUUAUGCUCGUGGCUACAAUGCAGAUGUUGGAGACAAGUACAUCUGGCUCAAGUGAAUUUUCUUUUCUUUCAUCUUUGAUUUUGACUGAUCUGAUCUGAACUCAGUAAUGUUGUACAGUCUGAGGAAAAACUAUGUAUUAAAGAAAUAUUAAAAUUAAA
This is a messenger RNA of Xiphophorus maculatus (southern platyfish), 1245 nucleotides long. RefSeq names its product NADH:ubiquinone oxidoreductase subunit A10 (gene ndufa10). NCBI's taxonomy places the organism in Eukaryota, Metazoa, Chordata, Actinopteri, Cyprinodontiformes, Poeciliidae. Gene Ontology annotation, biological process: mitochondrial electron transport, NADH to ubiquinone. Bases 81 to 1142 code for a protein of 353 amino acids. Gene Ontology annotation, cellular component: cytoplasm. The transcript is spliced from 10 exons. The record is from RefSeq and is a predicted model, not a curated record.